Cuscuta campestris is the source of this 1252-nucleotide messenger RNA. The record is from the annotation of a GenBank genome assembly. NCBI's taxonomy places the organism in Eukaryota, Viridiplantae, Streptophyta, Magnoliopsida, Solanales, Convolvulaceae.
GCAAACAAGUGACACCGAACACAUCACGCUCAAAUCACGCUGAUGGGGACGGUGUUUAAUGCCGCAAGCUUUAAAACGCCUCAUCAUGCCGUCCGGCGUGAGAGGUAUUACGAGUGCUCUAAGUGGUUUGACUUUGACAUGGGAGAAUUCAUUAUCAUUCCCUCCCCCUCGAUCCCUUUAUUUCCCCCCUGCCAGUUCCCUCCAAUCUCCAUUCCCUUUCUCUCCACCUCCUUCCCCUAAUGUUACCCGACGUUGGAAGCUGUCUCAGGAAGUUUCCGUCUCCGUCCGUCCAUGGAUGAACUUGAAUUCCAUCGCCUUCUCGAGCACUUCCCUGUCAUCCGCACUCGCGAUUAUGACUUUGAAACUGAGAAGAGGCUAUCCGCAUCAUUGUCAUCUCGGAGCUUGGAGACAUCAAGAUCUGCGAGAAAUUUAGAGGCAUCCAAAUCUUCCAGAAGUUUGGAAGCGUCAAAGUCUUCAAGGAGUUUAGAGGCGGCGUCAAAGUCAUCCAAAAAACUGGCGACAUCAAAGUCGUCCAGAAAUUUUUCGACAUCGAGAUCGUCCAGGAACUUGGCGUCUUCAAGAUCGUCCAGAAAGUUGAUGACAUCAAAAACAUUGUUGCGAGAAUUCGUGGAAAGAGUAAAUAAAGGUGGUUUGGAGGCUAAGGAAAGCAACAGCCAUGAUGCAUUUUGGGACAAAGUCAAGCUAGUUGCUGAGAAGCAGGUUGGACCAGAAGAAGCAGAAAGGUUCCUUAGGAAUUUUCAAGAAGUUUAUAGGAAAGUUGUGUAUGAAGAACUGAGCUCGGAUGCAGCUCGAAAGUUUCUCAAGUCGCCUUGACUUAGGGUAUGGAGUGACAAUUUUGGUGUUUAUAGGGGCAUUGCCUAUUGCUGGUGUUGUGUGAACAUCUAUCUAGGAGGGUGUAUUUAAUUCGGAAUUUAAAUUAUUACGAGUAUGCCAGCUUUUUUUAUAAUAUAUAGAGCAUGUUAAAUUAUUGAUAAAUUGUUUUAAUUUCACGAUAUCUAGAACAACUCUAAGAUAUACCCACUUGUAUAUUGAUGAUGAUUAUUAAGGAUAUCUAGAAGAACUCUAAGAUAUACCUACUUGACCAAUUCAUAUUUCGGGUUAAAACGUACGUACGGGAUCCAGAACGGAUAUCACCCACCCGACAGUUCACUGUUCGGUUGGUACGUAAUCCACAUGACUCAUAGGGUGGAUUAUCGAUUCUUGUGUUCUGCAUUAAACUAUUUAUAGUUUA